AUGCCUGGGUUCGUCGUGCCGCCUCCGCCGCCCAAGACCCGUCUGGGCCGGCACCGCCAGCUCGCCCCGCUCGCGGGGAUGCACGUCUCGCCGCUCUGCCUGGGGGCGAUGAGCAUCGGCGACAAGUGGGACAAGAUCGGGUUCGGCGCCAUGGACAAGGAGAGCAGCUUCAAGCUGCUCGACGCGUUCUACGACGCGGGAGGGAACUUCAUCGACACCGCGAACAACUACCAGGACGAGUCGUCGGAGCAGUUCAUCGGCGAGUGGAUGGAGCAGCGCGGGCUCCGUGAUCAGAUGGUCAUUGCGACCAAGUACUCUACCAACUACAAAAGAGACACGGGCAUCCCCCAGCAGACGCACUACGUGGGGAACAACAUAAAGUCUCUCCACAUGUCUGUCGCAGCGUCGCUCAAGAAGCUCCGCACCGACUACAUCGACAUCCUCUACGUUCACUGGUGGGACUGGGGCUGCGGCGUCGAGGAAGUGAUGAACGGCCUCCACAACCUAGUAGUCCAGGGCAAGGUGCUCUACCUGGGCAUCUCCGACACGCCUGCGUGGAUCGUGUCCAAGGCGAACAUGUACGCGCGGAUGGCGAACAAGACGCCGUUCGUGAUCUACCAGGGCGCGUGGAGCAUCCUCCAGCGCGACUUUGAGCGGGAGAUCAUCCACAUGGCGCGCGAGGAAGGCAUGGCGCUCGCCCCGUGGAACGUGCUCGCCGGAGGGAAGAUCCGGACAGACGCCGAAGAGGAGCGUCGUCGCCAGACAGGCGAGAAAGGUCGCAUGUCAUUUGCCCCAGAUUGGGAGCGCUCCGAAGAUGAGCGCAAGGUCUGUCUCGCGCUCGAGAAGGUCGCCGGGGAGGUCGGCGUGAAGAGCAUCACAGCUGUUGCGCUCGCGUAUGUGAUGCAGAAGACGCCGAACGUGUUCCCGAUCAUCGGCGGGCGCAAGGUCGAGCACCUGAUGGACAAUAUCGCCGCGCUCGACAUCGCGCUCAGCGAGGAGCAGGUCAAGUACCUCGAGGACGUCCUGCCGUUCGUCCGCGGGUUCCCGCAUGAGAUGAUCGGCGACGGGUCCGCCUACGGAUUUUUGCAUGCGAUGGGGGGCUACUUCGAUCGCUGGCCGCGGCGCCAGGCCCUCCGGCCGACGUCCGAGUAG
This is a messenger RNA of Fomitopsis serialis, 1152 nucleotides long. Its product is annotated as Aldo/keto reductase. The coding region runs from base 1 to 1152 and encodes 383 amino acids. The record is from RefSeq and is a predicted model, not a curated record. The transcript has 8 exons. NCBI's taxonomy places the organism in Eukaryota, Fungi, Basidiomycota, Agaricomycetes, Polyporales, Fomitopsidaceae.